UUGUGGUCUCCCACUGAACAGACUCUAUUUGCUAUAUUCUUACCAUGUCUGGACGCGGCAAGCAGGGCGGCAAGGCUCGCGCCAAGGCCAAGACCCGCUCCUCCCGGGCCGGCCUGCAGUUCCCCGUGGGCCGCGUGCACCGGCUGCUCCGCAAGGGCAACUACUCGGAGCGCGUGGGCGCCGGCGCCCCGGUGUACCUGGCGGCCGUGCUGGAGUACCUGACGGCCGAGAUCCUGGAGCUGGCGGGCAACGCGGCCCGCGACAACAAGAAGACGCGCAUCAUCCCGCGCCACCUGCAGCUGGCCAUCCGCAACGACGAGGAGCUCAACAAGCUGCUGGGCCGCGUCACCAUCGCGCAGGGCGGCGUCCUGCCCAACAUCCAGGCCGUGCUGCUGCCCAAGAAGACCGAGAGCCACCACAAGGCCAAGGGGAAGUAAGCCAGUGAGCAAGUCAUCCUUUUAAAUCACAAAGGCUCUUUUCAGAGCCACCUACAAAAACACUUAGAGGAGUUGUGCUACUUAGGAUGGUGGUUGGACCACAGACACUGAGAGGGAACCUAGCCCUAGUUUCAUAAGUUCCUACCAAGAAUUGUUCCAUGUUACCUAUCUGUACAAACUUCCAAAGUCUCACCUGUAUGUACUAGUAGCUAUUAAGUUUCAAUGUUUCAAGCCACGAAGUUUGCUUGUAUUGAAAGUUAAUGGUGUAUGUUCCCGUAUGGCAUUCUAGGACAAAUAAGUUACCACUUCCAAUUGCUCCUAAAUUCCCUCAGCAUUUACAGGAUGACUUAAAAGUAAAACAUCGGUCAUUUCUUUAAACUAGUCUUCUGCUCAGUUUUAUACCCAAUUAUACAAUGUACAAUGCCGUGUACAUUGCAGAAGAAUAUUUUUGUAAUGUAAAGUACAUGUAAAGGUCACUAGAGUGGCACAAACCUUAAGGAGGCUGAGGUUAAAGAAGUUUGAAGAAAAGGUCUCUGCUGCCAACAGACUAAAAAAAUACAUAAGAUACACAAUUCAGUAUAUUUCUACUUAUUCUGAGUCAGUAGAAGGAAUUAACAAAGCAACUCUAGAAAGGAAAAGUAUAAAGAUGAUAUAGUAAAUAUAUUACUGGAGUUAAAUCUGAAAACAUGCAGUAUGUAUGGAUAGUAACCUUGAAAAAAUCAUUUAGGGAGCUGAAGGAGUGGCUAAGUGGUUACGGACGUUUGUGGAUCCUGCAAGAGGUCUAUAGUUAAUCCCUGGCUAACAUCGGGUUCCGGUUUUGGGUGGGUGCCACACAGCCUGUUCUGGAGGCAUGGGCACUGGCACAGAGACACCAAAUUUACACAUGAAUUUGUAAAAUGAAAUAAAUGGCAGAGAGAAGCUAGAAUUGAAGGUCUUCGUCUCCUUGUCACUUACCAGUUGAGUAUCCAAUGCCUGUUACGUCCUGCACCAAACUACAGUUACAUGGACUGAGCAAAACACACAUUAUUCUUGUAGUGUGGAACUUGAUGGAAGACAAGAUCAGACCAACAAUCAAAAACCUUACAUAGCCUGUUGGAUCUCCCAGCCUGCUUGCUUUCUAUAGUCAAAUCUUCAUGUUCCACAGGAUUCAAAUGAAGUUUGAAACGCAGAGGAAUAAGGAACCCUUCCUUUGUCAUUUUUUAUUGCUAAUUUUCAUUUUCUCAUGAGACUUUCUCAGAGAAAGCAGACAUGGGAGUCCCUCCCGAACCCCGAGAGAAAAGUGCCUCCAGCAUUUUGGUUCAAGCCAAACUCAUGAUUUUACCUGGAUUCCUAAAACAUCCGUUAGCUUUCUUCUGGGAUUCACACUCACCAAAGCCAGUCUUCAGUGUCAUCUUUGUUUAUUCUACCGAGUGGACUCUUUUGGGUUUAUCCUCGCCCACCUCAUAGUUGAAACACACACACACACACACACACACACACACA
Apodemus sylvaticus (European woodmouse) is the source of this 1919-nucleotide messenger RNA. RefSeq names its product histone H2A type 1-B. NCBI's taxonomy places the organism in Eukaryota, Metazoa, Chordata, Mammalia, Rodentia, Muridae. The transcript has a single exon. Bases 45 to 437 code for a protein of 130 amino acids. Gene Ontology annotation, molecular function: protein heterodimerization activity; DNA binding; structural constituent of chromatin. Gene Ontology annotation, cellular component: nucleosome. The record is from RefSeq and is a predicted model, not a curated record.